Messenger RNA from Antrostomus carolinensis (chuck-will's-widow), 3775 nucleotides. It is a transcript of the gene URB1, whose product is annotated as URB1 ribosome biogenesis factor. The record is from RefSeq and is a predicted model, not a curated record. Gene Ontology annotation, biological process: maturation of LSU-rRNA from tricistronic rRNA transcript (SSU-rRNA, 5.8S rRNA, LSU-rRNA); maturation of 5.8S rRNA from tricistronic rRNA transcript (SSU-rRNA, 5.8S rRNA, LSU-rRNA). Gene Ontology annotation, cellular component: nucleolus. Lineage: Eukaryota; Metazoa; Chordata; Aves; Caprimulgiformes; Caprimulgidae. The annotation marks the transcript as partial. The transcript has 21 exons.
GGCGUUGCAGGUCUGGAGACCUUCAUCUCCAUUGCCAAGACGCUGCCGUCACCCGGAAUCUAUGACGUCGUGGAGGGGUACGUGAAAAUUUCCAUGGAGUGUGCGGAGAUAUUCAAACUUCUGGAUGGAGAAAGGAAGCCCGAAAGUGAAAUGCUAUUAAUCUUUCAAGCUCUAGAGGCCAUUUUACUGAGGACAGCCAGUGACCUCUCCCAUUUUUCUGUUGUGGGAAUGAACAUAGUCAAAAAGUUGAUUCAUUCCUACAUGAGAUUGGUCUAUGCUGCUUUGUAUUCGGAAAAUCACAGGAUGAGCCGAAUGUGCCUUACCCUGUUGUCAGCAAUGGUGGCUCAGGGGCCAGAUUCAGCAAGGGAUGUGUAUAGCCAUUUUGAUUUCAAUAAUAAGUUUCUGCCUGGAUUAUUGAAAAAAAGAUGUAAGAAGGGCAGACCUGAUGUCCGCAUGGCCUAUAUUCAGUUUGCUCUCUCCUUUUUAAUUGCUGGUGACAAUGCAAUCUUGACACAGGUGCUGGAAUUAAAAGAUUUCAUUCCAGAUAUUCUUCGCUCUGAAAUGAAGGAAGAUAAAGUUUCUACUGUCAAUCUUCUACUUUCCACACUGAGAACUAAGGUGGUUCAAAAUAAAAAUAUCACCAAGACCCAGAAAGUGCGCUUUUUUACUGCAGAAGUGUUGAUUCACAUUGCUUCACUUUACCGGUGGAAUGGGAUUACUGAUGUCAGCCCUGGGGAUUUAAAGGUGACUAAAGGUUCUGAAGAUGUGGGAAAGAUGAUGGUACGGGAACUUGUUCAUAAUUUCUUAAUGGACCUCUGCUGCUCUCUGAAACAUGGCAUAACUUUCUAUGAUCCAAGUCUUGGAACUUCUGGCAAGGGAGGAAAUGUGGUGCUUCUGCGCUUUCUGCUUGGUUUAAAAACUGCAACAGAAGAUGAAAUGGUUGCUGAUCUCCUGGUGAAUAUUCUUAAAGUGUGCCCAGAUUUGUUGAACAGAUACUUUAAGGAGACCCAAUAUUCCUUUGUUCCUAGACUGAAGUCAGCUUGGAUGGACAAUAUGAAGUUACUCAAAAAAAUCUAUGAGGCUCAACCAGAGAUUUCCAGUUCUUUUAAGACUCCAGAGUUUAUUCCUCUUCCCAGGUUGCUUUCUAUGGUGAUGAUAACAACAGUCCCUGCAGUGUGCAAUAAAAUAAUGUUCACCCAAGGACUAAAUUUACCCAGCCCAGUAGUGAAGCACAGCAUACUGUCACUUGUAUCAAUGAUUCUGAGAAGAGCCUUGAAGAAUAUUGAGUACUGUUUGAGUGAAGAAACUUGGCAAAAGUCAGAAAUCUACACGCUGUCAAUGAUGCAAGAAUUCGUGCAGCUGUACAGAGAAGCCAUCAGCAAGCUUUUACCAGACAUGAACACUAUAGUGGCUGUCUGGCAGUCCCUUCUGAAGCAAGGGAGAGAACAGCAUGAUGGCCAAGAGGAGAAAAGGGAAAGUGAUAUCUCCACUGUGAAGACAGCGACUGAGGCAGCAGAAGCUGCUGAACAGCAUGGUUCAGAUGAUGCUGAGACACUGUUCCUGAAAGCUGCACUGCUUCAGGUCAUAUGCCUUUAUCAGAAAGUUGUGCCCCACUUGGUAGCACGGAGCAACUUUGAUUUUAGCAAGCUGCUAAAAGGUAUCGUCACUGAAAAGGGCCUCCGAGAGGAGGUCCCUCCUGUUCUGCAGCACCAUAUACUGAAAGUGGCUUUGGAACUUCCUGCAAACAAAUUUGCUUGGUUCAGAGUACAGGAUGUUUCUGAGACAGAGAAGGUAUCUGGUGAAAAAUCUGUGUUCUAUUUACUGAUGAAAAUGUAUGUUACAAGUAACCAUUCUCAUCUGAAAAUUUCAACCAAAAAAUUGAUCAUCAAGGUUUUACGUGACAGUGGAGUGUUUGAGUAUACAUGGAAGGAACUUUCAGUUUGGCUGGAACACUUGGAUAAUACAAAAGAAGACAAAAAGGAAGCAGUGAUUCAAUUUUUGGAAAGGAUCCUGUUGAAACUGGUGACAAACCCCUAUCCAUACACAGAUAAAGCAGCAGACCUUGUCCAGGAAGCCAGUAUGCUCCAAGUUAAUAUGUUUAAACAAGACUCUGAUAAUGUCAGCAUCCCCGUCUCGCACAUUGACGAUGUCCUGGAUAUGGUGGAUGUCCUAAUUGAGGGCAGUGAUGGCUUAGAUGAAGAAAUUGGGUUCACUUUAAAUGAAGACAUGAUUAUCCAAACAUUUCCAUUCAGUGCUGUUGUCCCUGCUGCAUUAGAAGCCAGGAAUAUACUGUUGCUUCAGACUGAAAAUGGAACAGGAGCACACAUUGUAGAGUAUCUUGUUGCUGUUUUCACUGACCUCCUGCACUCUCAGAGAGAACCCCUCGCCCUCUGCUUGAUGUUCCAGCUCUAUGAUAAAGAUCUACAGUCCCUGAAAGUUUCUAAGUAUCCUCAGCUCUACCAAUUUAACCAGUACUACAAACUCUGGAUACCCCAGCAAUCUCAGGAACCUGUGUUUAAAAACCACAAAGAGAGAUGCAAAGAACCUGCUGUGGCCCUGGAUUCUGUAUUUACCACUUUGCUAAAGAAAGCCUAUGAGAGAGGAAGCAACACCUUACUGGAAGAGGAUAUCCAGACAAAAUUGAGAGACUUAGCUUCCCAGCUCCCACCUGAACAGCUUUUGUUAGGAGUAAAGCAUGUGUUGCUAUACCUGAAAUCCACAGUGGAGAACUUUGGCAAUCUUAAUAAAACUUUUGGUCCUCACCUUGUUGACCUCUAUGUGGACCUGCUAAGCAGCAUGUUGUGCCGGGGAAAUCAGAUAGAGUUGAAUAAUCAGCAGAAACGAGAAGAGCAUCAGACUGAGUCAGAUCUCUUUAUGGAUGAGGAAUCUCUGAUUACAGAGGAGUCUUCAAAUGACAAGACACUAGAAGAUAUGCUCAUCUUGAUUUUCAGACAUCCUACGCUGGAGAGCUGGUUCCUGGCUUUAGAACAACGUUCUCUUCCUCAGCACAGUUUAAACCCUGUCACUGUGAAGCUCCUGUCAGCUCACCUCAAUUCUGGCGUGCUCCAGCUUUUGAAAACGGGUGUCCCGAUGUUGCAGAGCACGAAUCACAAAGAUGUGGUAUCGAAGUAUUUUGAAGCUAUCACAAAAAGCGUCUUGAAAGAGCUACAGGCUGUGGGGAAAGAGAGAAGCCAGGUCUCUCCCAAGAAAUCUUACCAGCUGGAGGCUCUGGAGGAGUUGCACAUGUACAUGGCUGCAGCUCCGCUGAAGGAGAUCACUUUAACCAUGCUGCAACUUCCUGAGAUGAGCCUGACUACUCAGAAAUCUGAAAAAUCCCCUAAAAAAGGGAAGCAGUUGAGCUUCUAUGGACAGAUUUUGGUGCAGCUCCUCACAGAGAGCUACCAAAGGCAGCCCCAACAAGGAGAACUACUGCUAUCCAAAGAGCACGUUAAAGCUUUGGGGAUAUUGAUGUCAGCAUCAGCCAGCAAAGAUUUGGAGAAAGUUUUCCUUCAGGCUCUCCAAAGCGAGCCAGUCCUUGCACGCGCAGUCAGUGUAGAGGUGCAUGUUCACUGCCUUAACCAGAGAUCAGAAACCUCUCUUGCCAUUGUGGGCAUGCUGAUAAAACACUGUAGGACUCACCUGCUGCAGUUCGAGCUGUGGUGUCUGAGCAGUGCCGGUGGAAAAUACCUCAGGAGAAACAUGGAGAGCUUUCUUCCACUCAUUGAUGUGUUUUUGCAAUGCAGAGACCAGUAUGAUUUCACCCGACCUUCCGCAG